UCUCUCUCUCUCUCUCUCUCUCUCUCUCACACACACAAACACUCUUUCUCUCUCAGCUCCCCAGUAGCAUUUUGUUGCUGCUUUUGCCUUCGCCACCUUAAUAUAUGCAUGUAGGUUAAAUGAGUACCUGAUGAAAUAAAGCCCGUCUCCCCACCCCGGGUUACACGGUGAGGGGAAACCCGAUAGCGGAGAGGAAAAGUGGCCGCGCUGAAAAAAGCUCCGGCUUUUGGAAUUCCUCCGGCUCUGCUGUUUCCUCCCCCCCGCUUUCCCCUGCUCUAUCCCGGCAGAGAUGAUCAGUAGCACCGCUCUUGAUGGCUUAAAGAUGCAGUGGAACCCAGAGCAUGCACAGUGGGCAGAGCAGCACUUCGACAUCUCCUCAACGACCCGCUCCCCAGCCCACAAAGCUGAGGCAUAUCGUGGGCACCUGCAGAGGACCUACCAGUAUGCAUGGGCCAACGAUGACAUCUCUGCUCUCACCGCCUCCAACCUCCUGAAGAAAUAUGCUGAAAAGUACUCUGGGAUCCUGGAGGGUCCCAGUGAGAGGGCACUGCUGUGCUCGUAUUCAGAGAGUGCCCCAGGACUUCUUAACGGACGCAAGUCCGAAAGCGAAGUAUGGCAAGAGGGCAUCUACCCCAUGAACUGCACCGCAGAUGUGAUAUCUGCAAGCAAGGUUGUAGUGCCAGCUGCUUUACCAUCAGCGGACAGUGCAGCCAACAUUGGCAGCUCAUCAGGGGUGGCAAGCAGCCUGAGUGAACCCAGCUACUCCAGUAGCAGUUGUGGGAGCCAUACGCCUGCUGCCCUGCACUCGGGGAUCCCUUCUCAGGAGUUUGCGAGUGGCUACAAUGGCACUUACCUGCAUUCCACCUAUAGUGGUGGGCAAAAUACCCCAGCCCUACCUUCCCCACAUCCCUCACCGUUGCACAGCAGUGGGCUUCUUCAGCCUCCUCCACCCCCCCCUCCUCCUCCUCCGACACUGGUGCCUAGCUAUAAUGCAGGUUCGCCUAACCUCUCCAGUUACAACUACCCUCCUACAGCAUAUACCCCCCAGGCUUCUGUUGCUCCAGGCUACAGCCCUGGAGGAGCCCCCGCUCCGUCAGCCUACUUGCCCUCAGGCAUUGCAGCUCCCACUCCACUACCCCCCUCUACCAUUCCCGGCUAUUCCUACCAGUCCCACAACCAUGCGCCUAUUGCACCAACACCUUUGAAUGGCAGCUCAGCCAACUCACUGAAAAGAAAAGCUUUCUACAUGACAGGACAAGGAGACCUGGACUCCAGUUAUGGAAAUUUCAGUUACAACCAACAGCGCUCAACUCAAAGUCCUAUGUACAGAAUGCCAGAUAGCAACCUUGCUGACUCAAGCAGAGGGAAUGGAUUUGACAGAAAUGCUGAUACCACGUCUUUGCCAUUUAAGCCUACAAAGCAGCCAAUGUCCUCAGAUCAACAGCGUAAAUUCAGCAGUCAGUCUGGCAGAGCUAUCACCCCUCCAUCCUAUGGUGCAUCCAAAGGUUCCAUGGGGUCAGUGAGAUCAGGCGAGUCUUUCGGAAAGUUCAGUUCACCUGUUAUGAAUGAGCACAAUGAGGAGCACAGACAGCACUUGCCACAUUCCAUUGGCACAGUUCCCUCAAGUGGCCACCCAGCUGAAGAGCAGCUGAAAAAUAGUGACUCCAGCUUGGUAGAGAUGGUCACCACAGAGGUCCUCCAGCAGAUGCCCCCUGUUGACUGGAGUGACAUUGUUGGGCUGGAGCUGGUCAAGGCUACUAUUAAAGAGGAGGUUUUGUGGCCCAUCCUGAGGCCAGACAUGUUCAGUGGCCUGUCACCAUUACCACGCAGCAUCCUUUUCUUUGGACCUCAGGGCACUGGGCGGACAUUGCUGGCACGCUGUGUGGCUAGCCAGCUGGGUGCUGCAUUCCUUCAGCUCAGUGGAUCAGCACUAGUUAGUAAGUGGCUGGGGGAGGGCGAGAAGGUGGUGCAGGCUUCAUUUCUUGUAGCUCGCUGCCGACAACCUUCAGUAAUAUUUGUUAGUGAUGUAGAUCUCUUACUCUCACCACAGCUAAGUGAGGAAAGCCCAGUAAAUCGUAUAAAGAGUGAACUUCUCCUUCAACUGGAUGGAGUGCUCAGCUCAACAGAGGACCAUGUCUUGGUCAUCUGUUCCACUAGCAAGCCUGAAGAAAUAGAUGAAGCUCUGCGUAGGUACUUUGUUAAGAGGCUACUCAUCCCACUCCCAGACACCUCAGCACGACACCAACUCAUCAGUCAGGUGCUCUCCCAGCACAACUACUGCCUCAGUGAUAAAGAGGUAGCACUGCUUGUCCAACGGACAGAGGGAUUCUCGGGGUUAGACCUGGUACGUCUUUGCCAGGAAGCCAUUGUCGGACCUUUGCACAGCAUGCCUGGCACAGAACUGUCUGGAAUCAUGUCAGGGCAGAUGAGGCCACUAUCUUACCAAGACUUUGAAAAUGUCUUUUGCAAAAUCCAACCCAGCAUAUCACAGAAAGAACUGGACACAUACACUGAGUGGAACAAAAUGUUUGGCUGUAGUCAGUGAAAUGGGAGCUUAAGGGGGCCAUAUAGGGUGAUUUCUCCUUCUGUAAGGAGAAGUCCCAAUUCAGAAUUCUUUAAGUGAAAAUUACAACAAUAAUGGGUGGGUUUUACUAAUGACCCUUAAAUAACAUCUGGAAUGACUCUCUUAAAGACCGAAAUGAUGCAUAGUCAAUAUAAGGCCCUUUGCACAUAGUCUUAAAGACCACAAUUUCGCUCAACACUGCUAAAGCUGAGCAUCAUUUGCUGAAGAGCACUGUCACUGAAAUUACCACAGAGACAAAUUCCAUUGUGUGUGUGUGUGUGUGUGUGUGUGUGUGUGUGUGUGUGUGUGUGUGUGUGUGUGUGUGUGUGUGUGUGUGUGUGUGUGUGUGUAUAUAUAUAUAUAUAUAUAUAUAUACACACACAUAUAUCAUUCUGCUGUUUUUGAGAUUCUGUUGCUAUUAAGUGCCUAAAGUGGUGCUUUAUUAUUUUGUAUUUUGGUUGGUUUGCCUCACAAUCUAUAUUGGUGGCAUGUGCUAAUAUAAAAAGCUUUAACCUGAGACUAAAAAUAAGAAAACAACCAUAUUCCUCAACUGAGUCUGAUCUGUUGGCCCCUUGUGGGCAUAAGAAGUUCUUGUGGCAUUUAUAAUCUGGGCCCUAAUUUAUGGACUUUAUUUGCUUUUGAUUUUCUUCUAAAACUCAGGAACGUGAUUGUGAUUUGUACAGUACCUCAAAAGAUUGUGUCAAAGCACUACAUAUUGGGUUUGGAUUUUGAUUUGCAUUGAGCUAAAAUUCUCACCUCAGCUGAUUAAAACAUGACAUGGAUAUGACUAUGAAUGUAACCAGAUCAUUUCUGGACUGUUUGGGGGGAAAAAAUGUUUCUCUUUUUUCCCUUAUUUGUCAAGUAUUGAAUUUAAAAUGAAAUAUUAAUUCCAUUAUGAGUAUCUUGAAACAGAGGGAUAAACAAUGAAGAAUUCUGAAUUGCGGCAGUCUUGAAUACAGCACCCUGUUCCCUUGCAUAGCACAGUAAACACUCUAUAGUGCAUUUGUAAUCAAAGUUUAAUUCUAAGCCUUAGCUACGUAAGAGAAGUUGCAGGGGACCACAGUUUGUGUUUUGUGAAAUUAGGUAUGUAAUCAGUGAAGAGAAAAGACAGACUCAUUGCAGUGAACCAAAACUUUUACACAGACCACCACAUAUAUUUAAGGGAUAAAACACUUUGGUUAUUUGUAAGCAUUGUUUUUAACAAUAUUGUUCUGCUGCUGUGUGUCAUUCAUGUAACAAUCCUGAAGGAUCAUGUGUAACCUGUGUUCUUUUCUACCUCAGUUCAUCACUGUUUUUUUUUUUUUGUUCGUUUUUUUUUAAGCAAAAACUAAAGAGGCUAGCUUGACGUCCUAAACUCCCUAGGCUCACUAAAGGAGAAGAAAGCCUGUUUAUACAACUAGCUGCUCGAAAGAGUUAAAUGCGAUUAACACUGUCUGCAGUUCUUCUUCGCACAAUAUAUAGUGCAGCCUCCCUUCAUAUACAUGCUCCAUGGGUUUUGUGUUGCACUCAGAGGGCACGAUUCUCCAGUCAUUGCACUCCCCUUUUGGUGUUCCCGCUUCAUAUUGUUGGCAGCUUUUUUCUUUACUAACAUUCGCCGCUAGUCACAUGACCGGGUAUUACCAAUGGGGACACUGGAGACAAGCUUGCACCUGUGUUUACAGCACAUGAGGAACAGUCAAAGAAGGCCUUGUGUUGAAUGUAUGUUUGUGUUUGUUUGUUUACUCGCUCCCAACGCCCCACCACCUCCACCUUUUUAUCCUGUGCGCAUUUCAUGUUUGCCAUUUUGUGAAGCACUAGUGAGUGGAGUGGUGUAGGACUGCCUAUGUACAGCACUGAAGGAGAUGCUAUUUCCUUUUCCUCUCACUGUUUAUCGUAGGCCAUUAUUGCAUGCAUUCUCUCUCCAAUGUGAUUGUGGAUGUCAUGCAUUCUUGGGUGUUGGCAUAGUCCCUUUUUACUUCAACGCUGCAACGUUUUCCUGUCAAAGGUGCUUAGUGGCUGGAGCUAACGUUUCAUCCACUGGAUGUAUAUGUGAUUUGUCCAUGCAGAAAUAGUCAUGCAUUUCAUAAUGGACAUCUAGUUGUAUUUAGCAGCUGUAAAAUACCAUUCACUUUACCAUUCUGCAUUAAUAAUGUGAUUAAGAGGAAACUUGCAAAGAUGUCAAGCAUGUUUGGUAUCUGUCCAGUAUGACGUCAGAUUUGUCCUGGUCCUGUCGUUAUAGUAAAUGUCAGCAUAUUAUUUUGUCAAAUUCACUUUUGGUUUAUUGUUUAUCAGUUGAAACCAUCAUCUUUGCACCAAAGCAAAUAGAACCAAUUUACUUCAACAGACAAUAUGAAAUUGAUAAAACAUAGCAACAAUAGCAAUUUCCUGUUCUAGUUAAGUGGUAUAGAUUUCCACAUUUAUUUCAACAUCCAGAAUAAGGAAGUUUUGUGCGUAUUUAAUUUAAAUUGAUGCAAUGAUGCUCAGAGCCAAUCUUACAAUCUUCUGUUGUGAAUAAUUUUUGUAUCAUUAUUAUCACGGUUUUGGUGUGGGAACAAUCCACGGGCAUUCACUUCUACAACAUCCCUCGGAAAUCUGGACAGAUCCUUCGUGACUUGGAGGCUAUUGUGAAUGCCCCUGAUUACUGCUGAUUGCAAAAACAUUAGGUUUAAGACUACUUUAGUGAAAAAUGAAGUGAAAAGUUUUAAAGCACACCUUUUCUCAAUCAUCCAUUUGGAUUUGCCUCUUUUUUCACUCCCUCUACUUGUUUUUCAUUCUGUAUCCUUCUGCACUCUUCUAGUUGUUGCUGUCAUAUCAUUUUUCUAUUUCAGACAUUGAUCUCUAAAACCAUUUCUACCUCAUUGCUACAUACACACAUGUAGUACCUAUGUUCUGUCUUUUUUGAAUGUCAUGCAUUUGUAUAAAAGGCAAAAAAAAUUCAAAAAAAUUAAAAAACAGAAAAAAUAUAUAAAAGUGGGAAAAAAAAAGCUUGUCCUUGAACUUGAGCAGUCUACCUCAGAAAGACUGUCCCUACACUGAGCAGUUUAGUAGUUGGGCAAAUGAUGAGACACACAAGAGAGUGUUGAGGUAAAGAUAUUGCACACAGUUGUAACUUUGAAAUCUACUUACAAAAAAUAGGAAAAAAAAAAAACAAUGGGUAAAGGAUGUUGUGGGCUGUAUAGGUCUUCUUCAAGGUCUCUAAAAUGCAGAUUCAGUUUUUGGAUUAUAAUAAAAUCGCUUUACUCCUUUGUGAAAUGUAGUGUGCAUGUGAAUGUGUGUAUGUCCGUGUGUGUGCGUGUGUGUGCGUGUGUGUGUGUGCACUUAUCAUUAAGUGUGUAAGUGUGCAUUUUUAUAUAUGAAAAUUCUAUAUGAAAUGGAAUUACAUUUCAUAUCUUGUAUUUGUACAUGAGCUACACUCGCACAUAUGUGUACUUAAUGUACAUUGUUGAUAUAACAUUUUGAAAAACACCACAUAACGUUUCUAUGUGUGUGUAUGUACAGUAUUGCCAUAACUGCAGUCAAUGUAAAUGUAUUUUCAUGUAUUCAUAGGGGCAAAGGAUAAUAAAAGAUCAUUAACAUGUUUUUGAAA
Molecule: messenger RNA, 6128 nt
Organism: Tachysurus fulvidraco (yellow catfish)
Lineage: Eukaryota; Metazoa; Chordata; Actinopteri; Siluriformes; Bagridae
Gene: fign
Product: fidgetin
Exons: 2
Coding region: 290-2545 (751 amino acids)
Molecular function (GO): microtubule severing ATPase activity; ATP hydrolysis activity; ATP binding
Source: RefSeq, a predicted model, not a curated record